Messenger RNA from Scleropages formosus (Asian bonytongue), 5670 nucleotides. Its product is annotated as receptor tyrosine-protein kinase erbB-3-like. Gene Ontology annotation, cellular component: signaling receptor complex; plasma membrane; basal plasma membrane. Lineage: Eukaryota; Metazoa; Chordata; Actinopteri; Osteoglossiformes; Osteoglossidae. The transcript is spliced from 28 exons. Gene Ontology annotation, molecular function: neuregulin binding; protein tyrosine kinase activity; neuregulin receptor activity. The coding region runs from base 514 to 4920 and encodes 1468 amino acids. Gene Ontology annotation, biological process: positive regulation of cell population proliferation; protein phosphorylation; cell surface receptor protein tyrosine kinase signaling pathway. The record is from RefSeq and is a predicted model, not a curated record.
AUUUCGUCGAGGACAAAGUGCAGUGUGUGUGAUGACUGCUGUCCGCACUUCAUCGUCGGGGCACGAGGACCGCCUCACCCCGCCCGCAGGCGCGUGCCCGGAGCGCAGCCACCACUUACGCGGCGCCUCUGAAUUCUCACCCUUCUUGUCGCGCACAUCAAGUUCAUUCUGAAGGAUGGGGGUGGAUGACUGAACAGUAGUGUGAGACAAAUCCUCGAGCAGGAAGAAUUUCACCACUAGUUUCACGUCAGGGUACCACGGUAAAUUCAGACGAGGCCUAAGUAAGAGGAGCCACGCGCCGAAGAGCCGUUCGAACGCGCGCGCUAAGUUUCGCCGCUUUCCCGCGGGCUCCUUUCCCGCCUCACUUGUGGGAAAGUUCGCGACUGCUUUACGCUUGAAGGGAGCGCACGUGCGCUCGCUCGCGCCCGCCCGCCCGCCGGCGGAUGGAUGGCGCCCUAACGGUUCUGCACUCACUUCCAAGCGCACCGCGGUGAACUGGAGCUACGGAGCGCCAUGUGGCGACAGGUGCUCGUCCUCAGCAUCCUUCUUCUGUCGGCUGUCCAGCGCUGCUCUGCGCGCGGCCGCGAAGUGGCAGUAUGCUUCGGCACCCAGAACUCCCUCAGUAUGACCGGCACCUCGGAGGUGCAGUACAACAUUAUGAAGGAAAUGUACAGUGGCUGCGAAAUUGUCAUGGGAAACCUGGAGAUCACACACAUGGACCACAGCCGGAACUUCUCCUUCCUUCGGUCCAUCCGAGAGGUGACCGGCUAUAUUCUCAUUGCCAUCAACCAGUUUGACCGACUGCCGUUAGAUCAACUACAAGUGAUCCGGGGCAAAAACCUGUUUGAGAACCGCUUUGCCCUGUCUGUGUUCCUGAACUACCAGAAGGAUGGGCCUUAUGGCCUGCGAGAGCUGGGAUUUACCCAACUUACUGAAAUUUUGGAAGGAGGGGUUCAGAUCUUGAACAACAAGUUCCUGAAUUAUGUUUCCCUGGUGAACUGGGCAGACAUCGUGCAGAACAGCAGUGCCCAGAUCGACGUCAGAAACAACAGCAUGAUGGGUCAGUGUGAUGCUGCUUGUGGUGGAUAUUGCUGGGGUCCUGGACCAAACAACUGCCAGAUCUUGACCAAGACGCUGUGCGCUCUGCAGUGCAGCGGCCGUUGCUUCGGGACCAGCCCCAGCCAGUGCUGCCACAUGGAAUGUGCCGGAGGUUGCACCGGUGCUCAGAACACCGACUGCUUUAUCUGCAGGCAAUUCAAUGACUCCGGCUCCUGCGUCCCUCACUGUCAGACCUUCAUCUACAACAUGCACAUUUUCCAGAUGGAGCCAAGCCCCAACACCAAGUACCAGUAUGGCUCAAUAUGUGUCUCCCAGUGUCCCAUGAACUUUGUAGUGGAUGGAAGCUCAUGUGUGAGCAGGUGCCCCGUGGGUAAAAUGGAGGUUCAGAAGAACGGGGUGAAGCAGUGUGAGCCCUGCGGGGGCAUGUGCCCCAAAGUUUGCACGGGCACGGGGGCGAUCGACAGGCAGACGGUGGACUCCACCAACAUCGAUAGCUUCAUAAACUGCACCAAGAUCCAGGGCAGCCUGCACUUCCUCUCGACGGGAAUCAACGGCGAUGUGUAUCACAACAUCCCACCUCUCAACCCAGAGAAACUGAAUGUCUUCCGCACUGUCAGAGAGAUCACAGAUAUCCUGAGUAUCCAUUCAUGGCCGAAGGAGCUGUCUGACCUGUCGGUGUUCUCCAACCUCACCACCAUACAGGGCAGGUCUCUGUACAACGGAUUCUCCCUGGUGGUCAUGAGGCUCCCCUCGCUCACCUCCCUGGGUCUUCGCUCCCUGUGUGAGAUUAACGAUGGGAGCGUGUACGUCAGCGACAACAAGAUGCUCUGCUACCAGCACACCGUGAACUGGACCCAGCUGUUCGCUGGGACACGUCGGAAUCGGCGGCAUGUAACCGUCGCGAACAACCGGCCCCAGCAAGAGUGCAUUGAGGAGGGACAUAUAUGUGAUCCCCUCUGCUCUGAUGCGGGCUGCUGGGGCCCAGGGCCCGACCAGUGCCUCUCCUGCAGGAACUACAGCCGAGGAGGGACCUGUGUCCCCCAGUGCAACUUCUACACUGGGGAGCCAAGGGAAUUUAGAGGGCCCAACAAGGAGUGCAUGGCCUGCCACUCGGAAUGUCUUCUCCAAGAAGGAAGGACCAGCUGCACUGGACCGGGUGCCGGUGACUGCAUGAGCUGUGCCAACCUGCAGGAUGGACCUAAUUGCGUCUCCUCCUGCCCCAGCAGGGUAAUGGGGGAGAAGGGCCUCAUCUUCAAAUACCCCAAUGCCCAGAAGCGCUGUGAGCUGUGCCACCCGAACUGCACACAGAGGUGCUCAGGCCCGGAACUUAAAGACUGUUUGCCUAGCGACACAUCUGGACUGCCUACGACAGGCAUCGUCCUGGGGAUUGUCGCUGGUCUGCUGGUGUGCUUCCUUCUCUUUGUGCUCACCAUGCUGUACCAGCGAGGUCUGGCCAUCCGCCGCAAAAGAGUCAUGCGGAGGUACCUGGAGAGUGGGGAGAGCUUUGAACCUCUGGAUCCUGGAGAGAAGGGGGCAAAGGUUCACGCUCGAACCCUGAAACCCCAAGAGCUGCGCAAGAUCAAGGUGCUGGGAUCUGGUGUCUUUGGCACUGUGCACAAGGGUGUAUGGAUCCCGGAAGGUGACUCGGUCAAGAUCCCAGUGGCCAUCAAAACCAUCCAGGAUCGCACCGGCCGGCAGACCUUCACUGAGCUCACCGAUCACAUGCUAGCAAUGGGCAGCCUAGACCACCCAUACAUAGUGAGGCUGCUGGGUAUCUGUCCUGGCGUAGGACUGCAGUUGGUCACACAGCUCAGCACCCAGGGCUCCUUACUAGAGCACAUCAGGCAGUACAGGGACAACCUGGAUCCCCAGCGGCUACUCAACUGGUGCGUGCAGAUCGCCAAGGGGAUGUAUUACCUGGAGGAGCACCGUAUGGUCCACAGAAACCUGGCUACCCGAAACAUCCUCUUGAAGAGUGACUACGUAGUGCAGAUCUCUGACUACGGUAUCGCAGACCUGCUCUACCCCGAUGACAAGAAGUACAUUUACAGUGAGGUCAAGACUCCCAUCAAGUGGAUGGCCUUGGAGAGCAUCCUGUUCCGCAGAUAUACGAGUCAGAGCGAUGUCUGGAGUUACGGAGUAACAGUGUGGGAGAUGAUGUCUUUUGGGGCCGAGCCUUACGCUGCGGUGCGACCUCAGGAGGUUCCCGACCUUCUGGAGAAGGGGGAGCGCCUGGCACAGCCUCACAUCUGCACCAUUGACGUCUACAUGGUCAUGGUCAAGUGCUGGAUGAUUGACGAGAAUGUCCGGCCCACCUUCAAGGAGCUGGCCAGUGAAUUUACUCGAAUGGCAAGGGACCCCCCACGGUACCUCGUAAUGAAUAUGGAGAGCAGCCUAGCAGAUGCAGCACCUGAUGAGUCUCAUCAAAGACGAGCGCAGCUGGGCGAUUUAGAGGCGGGGCCUGAGGACCAGGAGGAGGGCCUGGAUGGCUGCCUGGCCACGCCCCCACUUUACCUGUCUCCAUCCAGGAGUCACUCCAGACGGCGUGUUGACUCCCAUAGGAGUGUGAGAUCUCAUACUAGUGCAGCUGGCUACCUGCCCAUGACACCUGGCCCAGGAGAACACCCCCAACAGCUGUGGGUGUCCUCCUCCCGCCACAACUCUACAAGGGUGUCAGCAGGAUGUUCAAGUUCUGCUCAAGAUGAGGACCUGAGGUUGGACACCCUUUCGAAUGGUGGCCUGUGCAGCGCCAGAUACCAUGGUGUCAGGGCCUGUGGGUCAGCACACCCCACCAGCUCGCCUGCCCCCCUGCCCACGGAGGAGGAGGAGGAGGACUACUAUGGAUACAUGCUGCCUAGUGAACUUGGGAGCACAUGUGAAGAUGUUUUUCUGGAACACUCUACGUCCCAAAAUGGCAUGCCUUCUCAAAGGGACCCCAGAGUAUCACGGAGUCCGCUGUACCCACCUGGGCCAGAUACAGACUCCUCAAAGGAUUAUUAUGAGGACAUGAACAAACAAAGCUGCCAGCAGUCACUCUCAUCAAAAUGCUCACCUAAUCAACUGGCAGACAGAUCACUGGAGCUGAAGUUUAGCUCAGGACCAACUGCUGCUUUAGUAUCUCCAACCUCAAACACCAGCAGCUCACCAGGAUGGAGAGAGAACACAGCAGGCCUCCAACAGGUUACUCCAGGCCAGAGUCCUGCAAAAUCUCCCGGAGCCAGUGUAAGACCGCAGCCUUCUGAUACCUGGUCGUCAAACAAAGAAGACAAAGAUGGGCAAGAGGAGACUGCACAGAGCCCCGAUGGUGAUGGUGACAGUCGAGAAGAUGGGCAGCCAAAACAAGCACUGAAUGAGGAGGAAUAUCAUUACUCAGACAGCCAGACUGCAGAGGUGGACGUCACAAACAGCAGUACUGUGUGGAAGAAGCGGGACGCAGUAAUGGAGGUGGCAUCAGACCCAGACAAGGCAGGCAAAAACACAGAAGAAGAGAAGGGGAAUGAACUGAGUGGGGAAGAAUGUUAUCAAUACAAUAACAGCCAUCCAAAACUCAGUCAGACCCUAAUUGCCAGUAGUGGGUUGAGGAUUCUUGAUUCUCAAGUUGAGGAAGGGGAGGAGAACCAGUAUGAGGUAAUGGACUCAAUAGGUGUGGUCGCCCUGGGUGCAGAGGAUCGAGCACAAUAUCAGAAUAUCAAGGAUAUCAAUGGAAUGAGGGCAGAGGCCGGGCUGGGCAAGCACAACGGGCUGGGAGCAUAUGUAAAAGUGUGUGCUGGAGUGGGGGAGCCGCGUGCAGACAGGUCCUUCGACAAUCCAGACUACUGGCACAGCAGACUGUUCCUCAAGCCGGAUGCUGUGCGCACAUAGGCCAGGCAGGGACAGGACACACCAGAGGGAUAGGAAAGCAGGAUGAGAUCAUGGCACCAUAUGGUGAAUCCAAAGAGCUAUAAGGUAAACAGGUUAUAAGGUGGUCAAUAUACAGUGCCAGUACUUAUUCGUUUGGGACGUAAUGAGAUAUAUUUUUACAACUGCCAACAGAAAGAAAAUCCUGAAAUAUCCACCCAAUGUGAUUGUGAAUGAAAACUUUUAUUAUACAUUUUAUUUGAAUGAAUCCUUUUCCAUUUUGCUGUUUUUGAAGACAUAGUUUCUCUCCACAAGUUUUCUACAAACUAUAUAUAUUGACUAUACAAGAUAUGUUUUUUAAUUACUUGUAGUUAUAGCAAAAUCAAAAUACAAUUCAGAUAUCAAAAUGAAACACAAAAUGUUCUUGUUGUGUCCUUUUUAUGUGAUCAAACUUAAUAAAUGUGUAAAAAUGUAUGUCUUUACCUUUGCAGUUUAAGCACACAACCUAAGGUACUGAUUUAUGAUCAUUUCCAACUACUUGAACACAUCUGACAAUGACAGCGACACAUAACAUAAUAAAAUAUUCACACAGCAGCAGGCUAAAUGCUGCACUUGUACAAAAUAUUACUUGGCUCCCCUGGCAGCUAAGAGAAAUGGUACAAAUAUGAUUUUGGCAAUAUGAAGCCCAACCCACCAUAAGAGCAACAUUGUUUUUUAUCCCAUUUAUAUUUAUAACACUUUUUUCCAAAGCAACUUACUGUUAAGCUACUUAUA